Molecule: messenger RNA, 1633 nt
Organism: Pimephales promelas (fathead minnow)
Lineage: Eukaryota; Metazoa; Chordata; Actinopteri; Cypriniformes; Leuciscidae
Gene: snx21
Product: sorting nexin family member 21
Biological process (GO): protein transport
Cellular component (GO): early endosome membrane
Molecular function (GO): phosphatidylinositol phosphate binding; protein binding
Source: RefSeq, a predicted model, not a curated record
UUGUCAAGCGCGCGUCCGAGAGUGUCCGUCCUCUUCUUCUUAUGGACAGGGACCAACUCCCAAAUCCCAUCCUUGUUUACACCGCUCCUUUUCUUUAUUUGCACGUAGAAAUGAUUUAUCCAGCACCAUGAAGAGCUGAUCAUAUGUAGUUUAGAGGUCUAUAACUCGGGGUUGGAGCAAAGCUGGGAUGGCCUCUAAACUAUUCGACAGACUUCGCCGUACACUGUUCAAAGAAGGGGAGCUUCCUUCAGAGACAGACGGCCACCGAACGGAUGACUUUCCAGAAAGCUCCGAGCUUGAGGAUGACAUGGACUGCGUGUCGGCCAGGCUAGGAGGGACCCUGUGCUUCGAGGGUGAUGGGGUCCUGGACUCUGAGGAUCCGGGAGACACGUCGGGACCAGACAGUGACUCUGACUUUUUUGGAGAGUCCAUAGAUAAUGCAUGUAGCAGCACAGAGACCAGCCCAAUAGGACCUUCCCCCAAAACCUCAAAUAUGAUCACCAGACAACUACAAGAAAACUACAAGAGCUCAAGAACUCGUUGCAUUCCUGAAAAACUCAUUUUUGAGGUGACCGAUGCCAGUGUUGUCCAUGAUACAAAUUCCAAGUAUGUGCUCUACACGAUUCAUGUCAUCCACUCUGGCACAUUUGACAAAACUCCCGCUGUCAUCACGCGGCGCUACACUGACUUCGAACGGCUACACAGCCGCUUGCGCCGGCGACACGGAGACGAGAUGGAUGGCGUCCACUUCCCUCGCAAGAAGCUGCGCAAAAACUUCGCCGCCGAGACCAUUGCCAAGCGCAGCCGGGCGUUCGAGCAGUACCUGACCCACCUUCACUCCCUCCCCGAACUACGGACCACGCCUACGUUCCUCGAGUUCUUCUACCUGGGGGAUCUGCGCGCUGGCCAGAUGCUGAUGCGAGUGGGCCGUUACCAAGAUGCCCUGGGGCCUCUUCUCAACUCUCUGAGACUCCAGGAGAAGUUAGGAUGCCAUCAGAUCCUGCAGCUCAACCAGACGCAGAGGGUUCAUUGGUUCUUCACGCUCUCCGCCUUGGUCAUCUGCUUCCAAGAGCUGGAUCAACUCGGUGAGGCUCAGGAACACUGCGACCGAGCCCUGCAGGAUCUAGCGCCUUCCCAGGAGGCUCUACAGCAGCACCAGUUUCACCCUCUGCUCAUCCCCCUCCUGCAAUCCAACGUCAGGCUGUCCUGGAAGAUCUCGAAGGACAAGAGGCGCUGGGAAGCUCUUCUGCUGGAGAUCCAGGAGCAGGGGAUUGAUCUAGGGACCCAGCCCAACCUGAAGGAGUGUCUCAUUAAAGAGAGCAUCGAGGACAGCGAGGGGCUGGUCAGGGCUAAGAGCAAAAGUGAAGAUGUCCCAUAAGCAUUUAGGAUUCUUUAUAUAUAUAUAUGAAUAUGAGGGAUGUUUCUGAAAGCAAUAUGUAAGAUUAGGUCACUAAAGGAACCUGUGGAAUUAAUAUUAACUCUACACUUUAAAACACAAGGGCACAUUUCAAUUGGGUUUAUCAGCCUUAUUCUUGAAUUGGUGACACUUUACAAUACGACUCAGUUUGUUAACAUUACUUAAUGCCUUACGACUUAAGUAUUAUGAAUUAACGACAAACACUACUUUUAAAGU